Messenger RNA from Haliotis rufescens (red abalone), 2074 nucleotides. RefSeq lists its product as uncharacterized. Bases 411 to 869 code for a protein of 152 amino acids. The record is from RefSeq and is a predicted model, not a curated record. Lineage: Eukaryota; Metazoa; Mollusca; Gastropoda; Lepetellida; Haliotidae. Gene Ontology annotation, molecular function: protein binding. The transcript is spliced from 2 exons.
GUUAGUCGCCUCUUACGACAAGCAUAGUCGCCCUUUAAGGCAAGCAUGGGUUGCUGAAGACCUAUUCUACCCGGGAUUCUACGGGAUCUUCCCGGAUGGCUGAAUGAGUAAACACCUCUGCAUGGAUGUUGACAUUAACACUAGGCUGCACAAUCACAAGAACUUAGGGCUCUAAUUCUCACCAAUUCCUCAACAAAACAAUUCUGGAAGGUUUUACGAUGCACUUAACAUAUCCCUGAAUAGUUGUAUGCAAUGUUCUCUCGACUUUCUUGAGACGUGAUGCACUUGUUGAGGUAGAAAUAUAUUACUUUGGCACAUAUAUAACAUGUUUGACUUGAUCUUUCAUGCAAAGCAUUCAUGUGAACAAACACUUUGUUCCCAUAUUUUGUUUUUUAUGUUGAAUUUUUGUCAUGCUUGACUCUGCUGUUUUUAAGUUGCAUGCCUGUGCUUGCCCUUAUUUGCUUACCCAGCAUGCUUUGCCUAAUGCUUUCCUCAUGCUUCACUCACAUUUUACAGGAACUAUUUUCUCCGUGACAGGAAACGCUCCCCCCCAGUUACAUCGACUUCCAAGUGAAUAUGCCUGCCCACCUGCCCAUAUGCCCAGGGCCAAACAGCCAGCUCCUGUUCAGUCACAUGGAGAUGUGAAUGAUAUUCCCCUGCCCGCUCGGCGCGAGGGACUGCGAGAGAACCAGGACCUAAACAAGGAGAACAAUGGAACGAUUGUGGGCAGUUUAAAUGAGGAGCACGUCACCAUACUCGUAGACCGGGGCUACGAUCGCCUCAAAGCAGUGGAGGCCUUGAGAGUGUCGCACAACAACCUCAAAAUGGCCGAGGACAUUCUGGAUACGUUUGUUAAAAACAAUCGAUGAAAAAAAGUAGGGAGUGUGAUGAUUCUACCAACCACCAGGGGGCACUGUCGCCACGUUUGAUACGCCUGGACUGAUUGUAUUGAGAAGAGACGUGGGCAGAGUGCCAUGUGACUUGAGACUGUUCUGCUGUAGACGUGUCGUAAUCAAAUAAUUUAUACUCACUCUACAAUCAAAGUGAGGCUGCCUCGGUCUGGUCCUACCCCUCGCAGGUUCCUGGGGUCGUGUGGCGGAGAGUCACUUAUGCUUUUAGUACGUUAGUAUUUAUGUCCGUAUAUCCCAUGAGGCUGUGACUCUAUUCAUUUCAGCCGCACCAAGAGAGGAGACUUUUCUACUUUGUUUCUGUCACUGUAACAUUGGGACACGCCCACAAGUUACGUUUUUGUCACUGUAACAUUGGGACACACCCACAAGUUCCGUUUUUGUCACUGUAACCUUGGGGCACGCCCACAAGUUACAUGUUUCUGUCACUGUAACAUUGGGACACGCCCACAAGUUACAUGUUUCUGUCACUGUAACAUUGGGACACGCCCACAAGUUACAUGUUUCUGUCACUGUAACAUUGGGACACGCCCACAAGUUACAUGUUUUUGUCACUGUAACCUUGGGACAGGCCCACAAGUUACAUGUUUCUGUCACUGUAACAUUGGGACACGCCCACAAAUUGCCUAUUUCUGUCGCUGUAAUGUUGGGACAAGUAUGCCAUUCUUCAAGAGCUGGUUUUUCUCUUUGAAUUGCAUAUCCACACGCCAGAUGCACCUUUUGAUAAACAUGCCCUGGCCACUUGUACAAAGCAUGUUGUUCGUCAAGCUGACACUCUGUUUACCAUUUAGCCUGGUCAACAUACUUGUAGGUGGGCAUCUAGAUAAUACCUUUCAUGAUAGAUGUGUUCAUGAAGAUUUACUAAACUGUUCAUGAUAUUGGUACGAAGAUAAUCCUGACAAUUAACUUGACAGCUGAAUAUCUUGAUUAUUCAUGAAGAACAGCUUCACAGGUGAAUAUCUCAGUGUCAAUAAUGAUAAAUACGGUAACUAUUACUGUAGGCGAACUUCUAGAUAAUCUUUCAUUAAGAAUGUGUUCAUUAUAGCUGGUUAUGCCUCUAUUAAGAAUCUUGCUUUUCCAUUGGUUAUUCCGUACCACGUGACAAAAAAAUACGUUUCAAUGUUGACCCCCAAAUCACGUGACUGACACUGACCUCAAACAUUGAC